Molecule: messenger RNA, 1276 nt
Organism: Populus nigra (black poplar)
Lineage: Eukaryota; Viridiplantae; Streptophyta; Magnoliopsida; Malpighiales; Salicaceae
Product: homeobox protein knotted-1-like 6
Exons: 5
Coding region: 177-1115 (312 amino acids)
Biological process (GO): regulation of DNA-templated transcription
Cellular component (GO): nucleus
Molecular function (GO): DNA binding; DNA-binding transcription factor activity, RNA polymerase II-specific
Source: RefSeq, a predicted model, not a curated record
CUCCAAUUCCAGCAAAUUUAAGCUUUCAAUAAUUAAUAAUGGAAUUCCAAUACCAAAAGCACAAAAAAUCAACACUAUAGAGAAAUUAAGAACAAAACGCAAAGAAAUCAAAUUAAGAAAGACCAAGCUGCGUGCGGCUUCUUCUGCAAAUAGUAAUUACAGUACUAGCGUAUAGUAUGGAAGGAACUUACGGUCUACACUCAACGGUGGCGGAUUACUCAGAUAAGGCGUUGAUGUCGCCGGAGAACCUCAUUUUUCCAACGGAAUACCAGAGCUUGCUGUCUUCAGAAACAUUUCGGCAGCGGAUUCCGAUUCAAGGAUCCCAAGAGCUACUUUCAGAAGCUGCUUCAAUCACAACAGAAAUUCAAAGAGAAGGAGAUAUGUCCAGUUUGCUCAAAGCUAAAAUUGCCUCGCAUCCUUCCUAUCCUCGUUUACUUGAGGCUUAUAUUGAUUGCCAGAAGGUUGGGGCGCCUCCGCAGAUUGCACGCUUCUUAGAUGAAAUCCGGCGAGAAAACGACCUUUUCAAGCACUACGCUGUCUCCACGUACUGGGGAGCUGAUCCCGAGCUAGACGAGUUCAUGGAAACCUACUGUGAUUUGUUGGUGAAGUAUAAAUCCGAUCUUGAAAGGCCUUUUGACGAAGCAACCACCUUCUUGAACAAGAUUGAAAUGCAGUUUCGUAAUAUCUGCACCGCUGCCUCCAUCAGAAGCGUCUCUGGUGACGGUGCGCCAUCAUCAGAUGAGGAGUUAAGUGGAGGGGAGAUGGAUAUGCAUGAAGCCCAACCAAGUGGUGAAGACCGAGAGCUUAAAGAUAAACUUCUCCGUAGGUUUGGAGGUCAUAUUGGUACUCUGAAGCGUGAGUUCUCAAAGAAAAAAAAGAAAGGAAAGCUACCGAAGGAAGCUAGGCAAACCCUACUUGGAUGGUGGAAUGUUCACUAUAAAUGGCCAUAUCCAACUGAAGCUGAUAAGAUAGCAUUGGCCGAAUCAACGGGACUAGAUCAGAAGCAAAUCAAUAAUUGGUUUAUAAAUCAACGUAAGCGCCACUGGAAACCAUCCGAGAACCUGCAAUUUGCUGUCAUGAAUAAUCUUUCUGGGCAGUUCCUUGCGGAAGACUGAGUUCCAUGUACAUUCUAGAAUAUAUUCUGUUAUUGCUUUUGGCUUCAUGUACAUUAUGCUGUGCAACAUUGCUGGCAUUGAAAAUCUUAUAUUUAAUUAGAAACAAAAAAAAUGGGAAGAUUGCUGUAUCUUGGAUCGUGUUUAUUUGCGAUUUGGCAACA